AUGGAACGCCCAGUGCCCUUACUGGUGGAAGACAUCCUUGAAGCGGGAAGGAUGCCCGCACCAGUCACGCAGCCGGAUCACCCGACCCAGUUUGCAUGCAAUGAGGUGGGGAAGCCGCGGCAGGCUUGGCCCACGUUCGUGUCAUACGAGGGGGCAGCGGCCUUCAAGAUGCACGGUGAAGACCCGGGGCCAGGGCUAGUAUACGACUGUACGGCGGGAGAAUGGCAAGAACCGACAGCGUUGGAGCGGGAGUUGGCUAUGGGGUUUAUGGAAGAUGCGACCGCACAUCCAGAGGUGACGGAGGCUGAACGAAGGCGUGCGCUAGGGAGAGCCAUGGACCUGAACGUCAUGCACUGGCUGAUGGCGACGAUCCAAAUGUAUCACUCACAGCUGCGGUGGGAACGAAAGCGGGAUAAGGCAGCGGCAGUGCAACCACCCACGGAGCGCUCGACAGCUAAGGCGGCACUGGCCAGGGCCAUGUUGGGAGAGAUGCACGAGAACGACAUGGUCCAGCACCAAUUGGGGCAUCCGCUGGAGAGGAGGUGGGUGUAUCCGUGGGAAGAGGAGGACGAAGUACCAGCAUUGUAUGCAGAACAGACCCAGAUCUGGCUGCCAGCAGCACAGGAAGAGGCCGCCGUGGACAAGAAGCGGGAGGACUUGGACUGGGUGGAGGAGGCCAUCGAGAGGCAGCGGCGAAGGGAGAGUUACGAGCGAGAGUUCGGGUCAAGAGAAUUCGCGCUGAUGGCGGCAACGAAGGAGGAAGGGGUGGAGACGAAAACUCAGGGAGGGCACCUGGAGGAGAAGGCACAGGGCCUGCAGACAGAGCCAGUCAAGACAGAAGGUCCAGGGGAGCUGGAAGUCACACCCGGCAGCUGGAGGAAGGCAGGAUCGCUGCAAGACUCGUCUGUUGGUAGCCAUGCUUAG
This is a messenger RNA of Closterium sp. Naga37s-1, 924 nucleotides long. The record is from the annotation of a GenBank genome assembly. Lineage: Eukaryota; Viridiplantae; Streptophyta; Zygnematophyceae; Desmidiales; Closteriaceae.